Prorocentrum cordatum is the source of this 897-nucleotide messenger RNA. Lineage: Eukaryota; Dinophyceae; Prorocentrales; Prorocentraceae. The record is from the annotation of a GenBank genome assembly.
AGGUGCAGCUCAGCCCGAUCCGUACUUCGUGGUGCAUACCACUGCGUGGAUCCUUUCGCCCGGUCCGUACUCUGCCGUCGGAAGAUGGCGGCGGCGCUGCGCGGCCUGGCCCGGCGGUGCGCCACGUCUGGGCGCGGGUACGCCACGCUCGUGGUCGCGGAGCACGACAACAAGGUCCUCAACAAGGCCACCCUUCACGCGCUGGCCGCGGCCAGCCAGCUGCCGGGGUCCACGAGCUUGGAUUUGCUGGUGCUCGGCAAGGGCUGUGGCAAGGUGGCGGAGGAGGGCGCCGCUGUUGCCGGCGUGGCCAAGGUGCUGCUCGCCGAGUCCGAGCAGCUGCACCACCCGGUGGCGGACACCACCGCGGCCAUGCUCCUGGCGCUGCAGAAGGAGAAGGGCUACUCCGUCAUCGCCGGGGUCUCGGGCUCCUUCUGCAAGGAGAUGGCCCUAGACUCUGGACGCCCGAGAUGGAUCUCGCCCUCGCGGCCGUGCGGCCCUGGCCCGCCGCCGCAGCUCCGCGGCCGCCUGGCGCGGCGCCCAUGCCGCGGGCGAGCCUUGUGGCGCGGAGCCGCGCCAUUGGCCCAAGCCGCCCCAGCGUGGCCACGCGCGGAGGGUGGUAGUCCAGUGGCAACGAUACCGGGGUCGGCGGAUUUUUACGGCCAGCCUGUCUUCCCGCCAGCCUGUCCACGUUUUCCUUAUGGGGUUUGAGCCCUCAUCGUCUGUAUAGGCCUUCGCUCUGGCGCGCACUGGAGGACGCCUGAGCCCUCGUGUCCGGCAGCCUCCACUGUCUCAUUGAAUGCUGGUACUGGGCUCGGUCUCCACACGUAUUGCUGUGAAAAUAGCGGUGCGCCUGAUCGUCCAUCGAUGCCUCUUUCUCAUCGAGUCCGUCCUGGCCCG